This is a messenger RNA of Trichoderma asperellum CBS 433.97, 1869 nucleotides long. RefSeq lists its product as uncharacterized. Gene Ontology annotation, molecular function: protein binding. NCBI's taxonomy places the organism in Eukaryota, Fungi, Ascomycota, Sordariomycetes, Hypocreales, Hypocreaceae. The record is from RefSeq and is a predicted model, not a curated record.
AUGAGGAGUAUGUUUUGAAGAGGCUUCUGCCUCUCGGCUGUUUGAUGAUACGGUUCUUCGGCACCCAGCGUGUUAUUCGCAAAUGAAGCUGUUCCAUAGUCCCCAUGAAACGCAAAUUAUUGAGCGGAAAUACGGCAGCACCGUGGGGAUGGCUAGAUAAGAGACAUCUCGAGGAGAGUCAUCUAGCAAGUAUAAAGAGGCGACGAAGUUGACAGAAAUUACAAGUCUUCUCAAUCAUCCAGCUUUCCAACUUUUAACUCACACUUCAAUUCAAACAAUCAGCUUGAGAACUCGCUAGUCGAUUCUCUUGAAUACCAGCUUCCAGCCUAGCUUAUAUCUAUUUUCAUCCGAUCUCCCUACCAAUUACUCAAUUCGUUCGCCUCUGCCAGUCAGACGCCACAAUGCAUUCCUCUACCUGGAAGUCUCUGCUUGUCCUAGGGCUGACACAGUUGGUCGCCGAAUCAGCGGCAGCACCAACUUCUUGUCCUCAGCCCAGGGUUAAGCCUGGACGGGCUAUUUAUAUCACAAGCAAUGAGCAGCAGAAUAGCAUUAUUGCCCUGCCGAUUGGGGCCAAUGGACUGCUAUCCGGCGGCACACUCACUUCAACAGGCGGCUCAGGCUCAAGCAUCCUGGAGCAGAAUGGCAACGUGAAAGCGCCUGCAGUCUCCGACGUCUUGUCCUCUCAGUCGGCCGUGACCGUGGUUGACAAUUAUCUGUUUGCCGUCAAUGCCGGUUCCAAUACCGUCUCCAUGUUCGCAAUCGAUCCGCUCAACCCGACCAAACUCACCAUGGUCGGCAAGCCCGCUGCCGUGCCCGGCGACUUUCCCGUGACGGUUGGCGCAUCGGCGAAGAACAAGCUGAUUUGCGUUGGAGCAACAGGCGCCAAGUCUGGUGUCUCCUGCGCACCUUUCUCUUCAAAGGGCCUGGGCCAGAUGGACCAGCUUCGCCCGGUUGGCUUGAAUCAGACAACACCUCCUGUCGGUCCCCCUAAUACCAUCGCCCAGGUAUUCUUCUCUGAAGAUGAAAAGACGGUGUAUGCUUCCGUGAAAGGCGACCCGGCCACAAAUACCACCGGAACUUUGGGAGUUUUCGCCGUGGAACAGCCUUGUGACGGUCGUGGAGCUGUCGCUGUUAGCCAGGAGGGGAAGCUGAAUCACCUUGACGAGACUGUCGUUCUCUUUGGCGCGACGAAUCUUAAGGGUUCUUCUAACAUCAUCGCUGCCGAUGCAGCAUUUGGAGCUGUUAUGCUAUCCGUCGACACCGCAAGUGGAGCUGCAAGCGUCAAGAACGUUGUUGACAUUGCUGGCCAGAAAGCUACAUGUUGGGCUGUACUGUCUCCGGAGACGAACACAGUAUUUCUCUCAGACGCUGGGGCCGACCGACUGGUCGAAGUAUCCUCGACCGAUGGCAGCAUCAAGUCCGUCUCCAACCUCGGUACUAACGACCCUGGCUUCAAUGACCUGAAGGCUGCUGGCAGCUUCAUCUACGCCUUGAGCCCUGGUAAUACAACCGUUGGACCAGCUGUGACUGUGUUUGAUGUGGUGAGCAAGAAGGUGGCUCAACACUACCAGCUAAAGGGAUCAUUUGCAACCAGCAAGGUUCAGGGUGUUGGCCUUCUGGUGUAAGGUACGAGGGGGAGACUAUGACUGGUUUGGAAGUGUGUAGGGCUCUGGUAGUCCGUCUGAUUUUGAAGGGUCUUCGCCCAUGUAUAAAAAACUUUGCGCAUAAUUUAAAUAGUCUAGAUUCAUUUCCUAUUUCUUUUCUCUAUUUCUUGAUUUUCCUAUGAAAAUAUAGUAAGAUUCUCUUAUUUCUUGAUUUUCCUGUGAAGAUACGUCCUAUUUAGUAGGGGUUUGAUGGAAGUGACCUGGG